GUAAUCCGCCAACAGGAACACAUCUUCUGUAUAAGAAACCUUUCAUUCGUACUCUUAAUCAAGAACGAUCUACCUGUAUGUAUCGAUGAUGGCUCAACCGAGCUAUGCACCUUUAUCCUCUCCAAUCUCUGUGAUAGGGUCUCGGUUCAUGGUGCCAUAUCAAUUUGAUAUUAUAAUUGAUAGAAAUUCAAAAGGAAACCUUGUGAUUACUGAUACGAACCAUAAAAUCUUGCUCAAAGUGAAACCAUGUGAUGCAUCUUAUCAACAGGUGCUACUCGAUGUUGAUGACAAACCCAUUGUUAUGAUGCGUAAGAAGAUCAUGAGUGAACACGAUAGAUGGCAUGUAUUCAGGGGUGACAGUAAAAGCAAAUCGGACAUGGUAUUUACCACAAAAACACCUCACGUGAUCCAAUUUAAGACCAAUGUACAUGUGUUCUUGGCAAAAAAAAUCAGUAGUAAAGAUGUUUGUGAUUUCAAGAUAAAAGGAAGCUGGUCGAAGAGAAACUGCACUAUUUCUAUGGGAGAUACUUCAACAACUAUAGCCCAAAUGAAUAAAAUGCAAUCAUCUGAGAAUAUAAAGUUGGUUAAGAGCAAAUUCAUGGUGACAAUUUAUCCCAAUGUUGAUUACGCCUUUGUGGUUACACUUAUAGCUAUUGUUGAGGCUAUGAAAAGCUCUAACACAAAAGGUGAAGUUGCUGCGGAAGCUACUGGAUCAGGGGUGGCUGAAGUACUUCUCGGUGCAAUUUUUUCGUAGUCAUAUUUGUUGCAUUCUCUAUGCCUAAAUCCCCCUGAAUUGUUUCACGGAAUGAUAUCAUUUACCAUGGCUAUGGAUAUUGUAUGAUUAGAAAUUAAAACAGACACCGAUCAGGCCCAAUCCAAUAGGGUGCGCAAGUUGGGCAACGACCCCGAGCCUCACUAUGGUUCGGGCCCAAAAUUAAUUCUAUUUCAUUUUGUAUAUAUAAGUUUUGUUAACAAAUUUAUCAGUAUGAUACAAUUUUUUAGGUCGUUGCAUAUGUUAUUGAUACUGCAUGAUCGAAUAUCCUAUAUGUAAUUUUUAUGCAUUUGCCUUA
Lactuca sativa (garden lettuce) is the source of this 1070-nucleotide messenger RNA. Its product is annotated as protein LURP-one-related 10. The record is from RefSeq and is a predicted model, not a curated record. NCBI's taxonomy places the organism in Eukaryota, Viridiplantae, Streptophyta, Magnoliopsida, Asterales, Asteraceae.